CUUCGAUGCCGUGCAAAUAUCUCGUUGUCAAACGUCAAAGUGAUAAUUUAUUCUUUGCUCAUUUUUCAACAGUGAAAAGUAAAUUAAAAUCGGCUUAUCAUCGCUUUCCGAGUUGAUAACACGUUUUACUACCAACUGAUUAGCAUUUGGAGUUUGUUCGGAUAGACGGAAAAGAUGGCUUCAACCGUUGGUCAGGUGAUCAAGUGCAAGGCGGCCGUUGCCUGGGAGGCAAAGAAACCGCUCGUAAUUGAAACGAUCGAGGUUGCACCUCCCAAGGCAGGCGAGGUUCGCAUUAAAGUGGCAGCAUCGGGCGUGUGCCACACGGAUGCGUACACGCUGGGUGGGUUAGACUCGGAAGGAAUCUUUCCCGUGGUUCUUGGACACGAAGGUGCUGGUACGGUGGAAAGUGUGGGCGAAGGUGUGACUAAAUUUCAGCCUGGUGACCAUGUCAUUCCAUUGUAUAUUCCGCAAUGCUUCGAUUGUCGGUUCUGCAAGAGCCCGAAAACAAACCUCUGUCCGAAGGUUCGCGCUACCCAGGGCAAGGGUGUGAUGCCUGAUGGUACGACACGGUUUACGUGCAACGGGAAGUCAAUCUACCAUUUUAUGGGAACGUCAACGUUCUCCGAGUAUACCGUGGUGGCGGAAGUAUCGCUGGCAAAAAUCGACUCUAGCGCUGCGUUGGAGAAAGUGUGUUUGCUUGGUUGCGGCAUUCCGACCGGUUAUGGAGCCGCAUUGAACACGGCCAAUGUGGAGCCGGGCAGCUCCUGUGCUGUGUGGGGUCUUGGUGCAGUUGGUCUGGCGGUCGUUAUGGGCUGUAAGGCGGCUGGUGCGACCCGAAUCAUUGGAGUCGACAUUAAUCCGGGCAAAUUUGAGAUUGCGAAACAGUUCGGCUGCACCGAGUUCGUCAAUCCGAAUGACUUCGAAGAGCCCAUUCAACAGGUGUUGAUCGCGAAAACCGAUGGCGGAUUAGACUAUACGUUUGAGUGUGUUGGCAACGUGAAUACGAUGCGUGCCGCACUGGAAUCAUGUACUCGUGGCUGGGGCGUAUCGGUGAUCGUUGGUGUUGCAGAGGCCGGUAAAGAAAUUGCUACACGCCCAUUCCAGCUGGUCACCGGGCGUACCUGGAAAGGAACGGCUUUCGGUGGAUGGAAAAGUGUUGAGAGUGUACCGAAGCUGGUAGAUCAGUACCUGCAGAAGCAGCUGAAGGUGGACGAAUUCAUCACACACACCAUGGGGUUAGACAAGAUCAACGAAGCAUUUACGCUGAUGCAUGAAGGCAAAAGCAUUCGUUCGGUGGUGAACAUGUAACAUAGCCAUUUUUUGUUUUUGACUAACCACGUCGAGAGCUCAGGGAACAACAUGGCCCAGCCAAAUAUUAUCACAAUCGAAUUUUAUAAAACUUUUUGCACCCGAUGCACAAUGAAAUAAAUGUUGUUGGUUUGUAA
Molecule: messenger RNA, 1445 nt
Organism: Anopheles funestus (African malaria mosquito)
Lineage: Eukaryota; Metazoa; Arthropoda; Insecta; Diptera; Culicidae
Gene: Fdh
Product: alcohol dehydrogenase class-3
Exons: 2
Coding region: 175-1308 (377 amino acids)
Biological process (GO): formaldehyde catabolic process
Cellular component (GO): cytosol
Molecular function (GO): zinc ion binding; S-(hydroxymethyl)glutathione dehydrogenase [NAD(P)+] activity
Source: RefSeq, a predicted model, not a curated record